AUGCAAGAUUUCGAUUUAAUUAAACUUAUUAUGUCAUUAGUACUUUUAAUUCCAAUUUCGGCAAUCGGAUAUAAAUACUUGUAAACAUCAAAUAUUCGAGCUUUGAAAUUGUCCUUACUGUUUUAGCUAACAUUAAUCAUAUGGAAUUAGAUGGAAAAUAUUUAAAUGAUAAAUUUGAAAAAGAGAUGUAUAAAUUAAGUUUUUUUAAAUAAAAAUUAUGAUUGGUUGAUUAAUGAAUAUUUGGAUUUAAAAUUACAAUAUACAACCUCCUAAUUUAAUUUUAAUAAAUUUGAUUCAAAUAAAAUAAAAAAGAGAAUGGCAGGAAAAUCAGGAAAGGGAAUAGGAAAAGUUAGUGCAAAGAGACAUGCAAGAAAACCAAAUAAAGCAUCAAUAGAAGGAAUAACUAAACCAGCAAUCAGAAGAUUAGCAAGAAGAGGAGGAGUGAAAAGAAUUUCAUCUUUCCUUUAUGAUGACUCAAGAAAUGUAUUAAAGAGCUUUUUGGAGAAUGUUGUUAGAGAUGCUAUUACAUACACAGAACAUGCAAGAAGAAAAACUGUCACAGUAAUGGAUGUAGUUUAUUCAUUGAAAAGAUAAGGAAGAACACUUUAUGGUUUUGGUGCAUGAGUU
This is a messenger RNA of Paramecium sonneborni, 627 nucleotides long. Lineage: Eukaryota; Ciliophora; Oligohymenophorea; Peniculida; Parameciidae. The record is from the annotation of a GenBank genome assembly.